Molecule: messenger RNA, 1383 nt
Organism: Pneumocystis murina B123
Lineage: Eukaryota; Fungi; Ascomycota; Pneumocystomycetes; Pneumocystales; Pneumocystaceae
Exons: 7
Coding region: 67-1383 (438 amino acids)
Biological process (GO): proteasome-mediated ubiquitin-dependent protein catabolic process
Cellular component (GO): nucleus
Molecular function (GO): ubiquitin binding
Source: RefSeq, a predicted model, not a curated record
CCUAUUUAUUUUUAUUUCAUAGUGUCAAAUUGUUGAAAUUUUUCUGAAAUCACAAUAGAUCUUUUAAUGGAUGAAGCAAUUUGUCAAUUUUGUUCAGUAACAUAUGCAAGUUUAAAAGAAGCAAAAUAUUACUUGUAUUCAUCAUGUAUGGAUCUAGAACAGGCUAUUGCGUUAUAUUAUGAGUCAAAAAACAUAAAAGAAGGCAUAGAAAUGCCAGGAGAACAAAAUAUUUUUUAUGAUAAUCUUGUACAAGAAGCUAUUGAAAAAAAUACAAAAAAGGAUAUAUUCAAGGGUUCAGAUGUAUCCAAAAAUGAUGAUGUAAAUGAUUUAGUGGUGGAAAAACGUAAUAAUAUUUCUGAAUCUAAUACUUCUGAAUCUAUGUCUAAAUAUACACAACUUUAUUUAAAUAGGAUAAGAAAAAGUGUUUUUGAUCAGUCUUUUUCAACAGCGUGGGAAGAUGAUGAAUUUUCUGCUGCGUCAAAAGAACGUUCAAAAAAAAGUAGACCUGUAUAUCUUUUUACACCUCCAUUUGAUAUUAUAAAAAAUAUUGAUUUUGAAACCGCCAAAGAACAGGCUAAAAAUAAAAUGCUAUGGGUGAUGGUAAAUUUGCAAGAUAAUACUGAUUUUUUAUGUCAAAAAUUAAAUAGGGAUUUGUGGAAAGAUCAGAGAGUAAAAGAUGCUAUUCUUAAAAAUUUUAUUUUUUUACAAUAUAUUUCAACCUCAUCAGAUGGUAUAUUGUAUCAGCAAUUUUAUCCUAUAAAAGAAUAUCCUCAUAUUUCUAUUAUUGAUCCUAGGACAGGUGAAAGGGUAAAAGUAUGGGAUAGUUCUGUAAUAGAACCAGAUAGCUUUCUUAUGGAAUUACAUGAUUUUCUUGAACAAUAUUCUUUGAAUCCGAGUUUUAAGAAUCCUAUUACUCGAAAACUGUCUACAAAAAAAGUAGAAGAUAUGUCAGAAUCUGAACAGAUCAAUGCUGCAUUGAUUGCAUCAUUAAAUGAAAAAAAUAAAAUUAGUAAUUAUAAAAGAGUCUCUAGUAAAGAUGAAGUAAUUGUGAUUUCUGAUGAUUCAAAUAUUAAUCAUAAUGAUACACAAAACUCUUUAUCUUUAUUUGAAAAAAUUCCAGCAGUAACUCCACCUGAACCAAAUGCUAUGUCUACGGACAUCACUAAUAUUCAAUUUCGGUUUUCGGAUGGAUCAAAAAAAGUUCGAUUGUUCAAUUUAUCAGAUAAAGUCUCUCGGUUAUUCGAAUAUAUAAAAUCAGAAUUAUCUGCGAAUUCUAAGGAAUUCGAACUUGUAUUUAACAGAAUAAAGCUUAUUAAUGAGCUUGAUCAAACACUUGAAGCGUUAAAGCUUAAAAAUGUCAGUAUUACCGUAGAAUAUUCAUAG